This is a messenger RNA of Paramecium primaurelia, 622 nucleotides long. The record is from the annotation of a GenBank genome assembly. NCBI's taxonomy places the organism in Eukaryota, Ciliophora, Oligohymenophorea, Peniculida, Parameciidae.
GAUGACAGAUCUAUGUAAAAACUGUAAACAUAAAUAAUUGAGAUCUCGAAUGAUAGGUAAGAAAUUCUCAUCAAACAUUCUUAAUCAAAUCUAAUAGAUAAAAUCACCAAGAAAUAUUGAAACUCCAUAUAUCAAUGUUAUUGAAUAUUUAUAGAGUAUUCAUUAGAAAAAAGAAGAUAAACCUAAAGAGAUUAUUCUAUAUCACCGUCUUAAAACUCAUACUUCAAAAUAAAAAACAGAAGUAUAAGUAGAUGAUGCAGCUUAAACUACAUCUCGUUUGGAUUAAUUUCCAUUAACAUAAUACAUUCCUAGAGGUGCAGUUGCUAAUAAGAUUAUGAGUAGUGCAUUUUAUAAAAUGAAACGUAUGUGUUCAUAUUCAAGAGAGGAAUCUAAAAGAAAGAAAAUAGAGAUUGGUCCUAUGUUUAAUUAAGUUUCGAAAUAUGUAUAACCAAUGAGACCAGGCACAGUUAGAAGUGUUAAUUCGAAGAUAGAUGAAAGAUUGGGAUCAACAUUGAUAAGUGCAAGACAAGAAUUAUUGAGACAUAGCAAAUCAGAAAUGCAUUUAAGAUUGCCUGUUUCUAAUAAAUUAAGUGAAGUUUAAUCCUUAAUGAAGAGAGAAUGA